AUGACUCAAUCAAUGUCCACUAGUCCGGAUCUGGUAAUAAACAUAACGGAGAUAUUUACUGCGACAAUUUCGAAAAAUUCUCAAUAUUUUUCUAUUACCUUCAACAAUUGCUUUUCCUUCAGUUUUCAAUUCCCAGAUCUAUUGAUAAUGACUGGAACUUCGUCGAUGAAGAAUUGCUUGGUUGCAAUUAAGAAUGCCAAAUUUAAAAAGGAUACUUUACUAAAAACUCCCUUCGUUUACCCUGAUCCGAUCACCGAAAUAGAAAUCUAUCCACCAUCGGUGAGAGCCAAACAGUCAACCUGGGCCGUUACCGGAAGUAGUAAAACUACAAUGUUAAAAAUCUUAGCAGGUGAAUUCAUUCUGUAUCCACCAUUAUCCAGAACAUAUCCAUUAAUCAACGAUUCGCCAACACAAUUGCAGUUUUUGAACUUUAGAGAUGCUUCAGGAUUGGAUAAAGUACAUAUGUCAGCUAGAUAUGAAACAUAUUCUUACAAAGGAAAAUUAGAAAUGCUGGAUGAUGUUAAUUCUGUGUAUAAUUAUGUCACAGGGUUGAACAACUACAACACUAAAAACAAAAACAUUAACACAGAGUUUGUUGACAGUUUGUUGAAAUAUUUCAAGUUGUCACAUUUGCAACAUAAAUGGAUCAACAGUUUGAGUAACGGACAAUUAAGAAGAGCCAGGAUUGCCAAGUCUUUGAUGACAAAACCCAAAUUAUUGCUAAUUGAUGAUCCAUUUUUAGGAUUAGAUCCAAUUAAUACCAAAAGCGUCAGUGAUGCUUUACAAACCGUAAGUCAAGAAUUGGAUAUAAGUAUGAUUCUUGGUUUAAGAGUUCAGGAUGACAUCCCAGAAUGGAUUCAGAGUUUAUGUUAUGUUGAUGAGAAUGGUGUCAGACUUGCUGGUGACAAACAAACCGUUUCUACUGAGUAUGAAAAUUUAACAACAUCAACUGAAACGUCUCACAAGGCUCAUGAGUCUCGUCAUAAUAAACAUACAAAGCUAGUUCCUAUACCUACAGAUUAUUUUCAGAAAGAGGGUUUACACAUCGAGUUUCAUAAUGCGUCAGUUGCGUAUAAGAAAUUGGUUAUAUUUGACAACUUCAAUUGGAGAAUUCCUCAAGGUAGCAAGUGGAGAAUCUUGGGUGAUAAUGGUACUGGUAAAACUACAUUAUUAUCAAUCAUCACAGCUGACCACCCACAAUCAUGGAAGUCCGUUAUAUCAGUUUAUGGUCAAUUGAGAAAAACAGGAUCUGGGGUUACUUUCUUUGACAUAAACAACAGAAUUGGGAUAUCAUCACCUGAAUUACAUGCAUUGGUUCCACAACAUACGAAAACGAUGAAGGAAAUAAUCUACAAUGGUUUAGUGAAGAAUGUCGGAAACUCCAACUUUCUUUUUAAAGGUGAUCCAAAGAAUAUUUCCGAAAUAGGUCAAAAAUAUUUGAAUUACUUUCAAGAUAGACUUGACAUGUAUGGAGAUACCGUUUUUAAUGAAUUAUCGAUGACAGAUCAGAAGCUAACACUCUUUUUAAGAGCAAUUAUCAAAGAACCAAAGCUUUUGAUUUUAGAUGAAGCGUUUUCCUGUAUGGAUGAUGAAAAUGUGAUGAUCAGAUGUCAUGAAUUGAUUGAACAUGAGUUGCAAAACACAACUGUUAUUUCCAUUGGUCAUUUAGAAUGGGAAUUGGCCAAAUACGAUUAUAUGAUAAAGUUGAUCAAUGACAAUGAUAAAAGAGAUUAUAGAACAUUCAAAGUUGAAUGA
This is a messenger RNA of Candida tropicalis MYA-3404, 1755 nucleotides long. It is a transcript of the gene MODF, whose product is annotated as Modfp. The record is from RefSeq and is a predicted model, not a curated record. NCBI's taxonomy places the organism in Eukaryota, Fungi, Ascomycota, Pichiomycetes, Serinales, Debaryomycetaceae. Gene Ontology annotation, cellular component: mitochondrion. The transcript has a single exon. Gene Ontology annotation, molecular function: ATP binding; ATP hydrolysis activity. Bases 1 to 1755 code for a protein of 584 amino acids.